Octopus bimaculoides (California two-spot octopus) is the source of this 2134-nucleotide messenger RNA. RefSeq lists its product as uncharacterized. Gene Ontology annotation, cellular component: nucleus; spindle microtubule; mitotic spindle. Gene Ontology annotation, molecular function: ATP binding; plus-end-directed microtubule motor activity; microtubule binding. Gene Ontology annotation, biological process: spindle elongation; microtubule-based movement; mitotic spindle assembly. The record is from RefSeq and is a predicted model, not a curated record. Lineage: Eukaryota; Metazoa; Mollusca; Cephalopoda; Octopoda; Octopodidae.
GGAAUGUGAAAGGGAUUCACUGCGAAAACGGCUGGAGAUGGUUUGUGGAAAAUCAUUACAAAGUCCAACCACAAACACACAGGGAGCUGCUACACAGUCUCACCAAAGUCCCAUGGUGAAUGCCCAUUCAACUGCUGGGAAAUCUUUCCAAAAUCCUGCAAUAAAAUCCACAAUCGCUUCUGCAAAAUCUCAGCCAAGUCCUUCAAGGAUGGUGCCAUCGUCAUCAUCGUCAUCUUCAGAGGGAAAAGACAAUGGAAAUGGUGCUGCCCAAAAUACAAAAUCCAUGGAAGAGACUAUGCCUGGAAAUGGUAUAAUGUUAAGAAAUGUUGAGCAAUGGCGCAAACAGAAAGCUCAUGUGGUAAACAGCAUAAAGAAAGGUAAUAUAGAAAAAGUAGCUACAACUCUAGCAUCCAAUUCUCUAGCAUCCAAGACAUCACAUUCGGUUCAUAAACACAACAGCCCUGCACCAAACUCUGCAGUCACAUCACGUCUUUGCAACAAUGUCACUAGUUCUCUGCAUAGAUCACCUUCUACCUGCCGUACCCAGCGUCUGUGUAACAUGAAGCAAAAUACUAAUGCUGGCACCAGCAGCCUUGUUCCAUUGAAGAAACAGGUGAUUGUUUCCAGUGAACCAAGUAAAACUCCACAAGUUGAGGGACUCCCUAAAUCUGCCGAAUCACCACCAAUGUCACCAGGAGUACCAACAGGCCGAGAGAACUACAGAGAAAUUGAUGUGACCCCACCAGUAGCUAUCAGAGCUUUGAGAAGGAAUCGCAAGCGAAAGCCACUGGAGACCUCCCCUCAGAAAAAUCUUCUGAACAGUAGUAAAUAUUCCAUUUCAUCAAAAGCUCUAAACCUAUGCCACAAAGCAAAUGUAUCGGACGAACAGCCUAAUUCAUCAGCUCAGGAAGAAGCAGCUGAAAUGGUUAGACAAUUGCCUCCAAGACGUUCGAAGUCCAUAGCUAUAAAGAAAAUCCAAAGCCAAAACAGUUUCUUGAAGAACUCUCCAAUCUUGAAGAAAAAGAAAGAAAGCGACUCUGAAGACGUUUCUUUGGAGACAAACAACUCGAGUAAGGAGACCGGCACUCCACAAGGAUCUCCGCAGAAGACAACAAUGGAUCGGAUCCGUAACUUGAAAAACAGCUUCCGUUCCUCUUCUUUUCGCAAAGCUCGGAAUUUACUGAAACCAAGCAGCAAUGUCUCCUCUCCAGUUUGGGAUUCUCCGAGGAAUCAAACAGUGAAACCGAGUGUAGCCUCCACAACAAAGACCUCCAAAACGGCUGCCCCCUCAGAUACAGAAUCUUCCAACAACAAGAAGCUACAAAACAUUCUCACAAAUACCACUACACGUCCAAGGCGGCGACUAUACAAGGAUCAGAUUAUCGGACCGAUGAACUUUGUGAACGUCACAGCAACAACAACUCUAAAACCAAAGGAUGAUGUCUUCAACAAUCUCAUGCAUCAACUUCGAAACAGACGUAGAGAAACUCAAUAUAAAUCUUAAGACAAAGGAAAUGUUUUAUUUCUCUUUCUCUUCUUCCUUUUGUUAAUCUUUUUUUUUGUGCGAUAAUUUUGUGCAAAAAACGUAAUUUACAUUGUUUUUUAUUUUUAUAUUGUAUUUUUAAAUCGAUCCUGCCUUCGUUCGUUCACCUCCUCUUCCUUCUCCCACUACUUCUUUCCAGUAUCUUUUUCCUCAUCCUUCUUUUUCCUCCUAUGUAUUUGUUACAUUCUUUUCUUUUUCCUUCUUUACUUCUUUUGUCUUUCAUUUCACCUUCACUUCUUUUCAAUACUUUCUCUUUUCCAGACACAUAAACACAUACAUUCAGACGUUCACAUACAUAUAUAUAUAUACAUAGACACAUGCAUUCACACACACACACACAGACACACACAUGUAUAAUAACAUGUGUACAGAUACACAGUAUGUGCAUGUGUACAUAAAAAUAAAUUAUAUAUAUAUAUAUAUAUAUAUCUUUCACUUGUUUCAAUCAUUAGACUGUGGCAUAUACGCGUAUAGGGUGUCCCCUACAAAAAUGUAUACACACUUUGAAUAACUGUAAAAGGAAUAUGUAUUAAAAUGCACAUCCUUUCCUGAAAAUACAAUGAUCUACAGACAUUAUUUAAUUACAUUUAA